UUGAUGUGCGAGAUAUGCAACUCACGAAUAUAUCGACAUCACAUUUCUUUAUAGACUACUAUAAAAAUAUUACUAUUUCCCGCGUGUGUUGGUUUUUUGUUUACAUAUGUGUGAGAUGUGCUCGUGGCCAUUAUUCUGAUAGUCUAGUCUGUGCACCAAAAUGGGAGAUAAUGAUUCGAAUGAUAAGAAGAAUGCUAAUAGGCAUUCACUUAACGCUAUUAAAGGCGGUUUUGUGAAGGAUAUGGUGAAUCGGGGAUUCAGGAAGAAGAUUAAUGAUAGUGAUAAGAAUGAUGAUAGCAAAGAGGAUAAAGGUGGAGAAAAACCGAGUAACGUGUCGAAGGAUUCGUCGUCUAUGAAAGCUGGUAAUGUGGCUGCUUUGAGAGAUCAAUUCAAGCGUGCUGCUGAGAAAGAUGAAUCUAAAGACCAAAAUUCGCAAGCUGGGCAGAGCAGCUUAACCUCGAAGGCUCCUCUUGGUGAUCCGAGAACUGAUCAACGAGCACGAGCCAAAUUCCUCGCAGAGAAAUAUGAAAAAAUAUUGGCUGCCCGUAACAUGGUGGAAGAGUCCGCCAGUCGUGCAUUGCAGCGCCCAGCGACGAGUACACCAGCAAAGAUACCGGCCUCUGUAUCUGGUGUUUCGAAAGAACCUAAAGACACCAGCGAACAACCUAGGCCAUCGAAAGCUGAACCUCGACCUAGUACCACACCAUCUACCUCCUUAGGUCCACAAGAACCUAAAGACACCAGCGAACAACCUAGGCCAUCGAAAGCUGAACCUCGACCUAGUACCACACCAUCUACCUCCUUAGGUCCACAAGAACCUAAAGACACCAGCGAACAACCUAGGCCAUCGAAAGCUGAACCUCGACCUAGUACCACACCAUCUACCUCCUUAGGUCCACAAGAACCUAAAGACACCAGCGAACAACCCAGAUCAUCGAAAGCUGAGUCCAAAUUGAGUACUACACUAUCAAAAUUGAGAUUCUCUCGUGAAUCCCGAUCAGUGAUUAAAGGUACGGGCUCUUUUGGCGGUUCAUCUCAGGUAAGCUCCAAUGCUGGUCGUCGUGUUCAUACUUUGGCGGACACUGCUUCCACUGAUGACGCUAGUAUUAGACAGGCUAUGUCCCAAUCCUUUUCCAGCCCUGGUGUUAGUCAGCCAGAGCAACCCGAGCGUGCCUCGCGUGGCCGUAACAUGUUUGGUAUGCGUCGCCGUCCAUGUUGGAUUCGUAUUCAAGUGAAGGAGAAGAUAUUUCCCGGUAAGAUGAUAUUGGCAAUCAGUACUACAAUACUGAUAAUUGUUGUUUUUAUGUUUGAGUUAUUCAUCAACAGAGCUACCUUUAACGGUCGCUGUAUAGGUGAGGUGGAUUAUACUCACAGACAUGAGGGUAAAGCUAUCUUAUCAUACCUGGGUUAUGUUGGUUGUGAGAAUAACCUCAAAACAACUGCUGCCGAACGUGGAUUCCUUGGUGCUGGAGCGAGUGAUAAAGGCUAUCCAGUUGAUUAUGUGCAUAAAGGGAAUUUGGCAACUUCACUUGCUCCUCCUGACGGACCUAAUUACCGUAUAGGCACUAUUGUUGGCGCACUAUCGGCUAAUACAAUUCGUAUCUAUGGAGAGUCCUCUAGGUUGCUUACUUCCAUAUUCUUACAUGGAGGAAGGUGGCAUCUUCUUUGUAAUUGUUUGAUGAACAUGUUGCUUCUCUAUGUGAUUGAGCCGGACUGGGGAUUCAAACGCACAUUAGCGCUGUAUAUAUUCGGUGGUUACAGUGCCAAUCUGGUUCACGCCAGUAUGUCUCCUUGUAUCCCAUGCUGGGGAGCUUCUGGGUCACUGUUUAGUUUGUAUGGAGCAUUCAUUCCUUACACGGUAGAGCAUUGGGACAACCUGAGAUCACCAAUGGCUCUAAUUGUCAUAGCCAUAACAAUCUCUCUCCUGGAAAUAAUAUUACCGGGAGUAGGCGUUAGUAAUCAUGCCCACUUGGGUGGUUUUGCGUUUGGUUUGUGUUUCGGUUUCGCCACAUUGAAAUCAGUAUCUGCGUUUGACCGUGGUGCCUUGUGGUCACGUAUAGCACUUCGGUUUUCUAGUAGGCUUUCACCAGAGGCCGUGCAGAAACACCAAGCCAAGGUUGUGAAGAGUGCUCAGUCAGAGGAGAUUCUGCGUAUUAAAUAUGAGCAGGGUGCUAAGGAUAGUGCUAAUCGUCUUCGCUUUGUCAAGCGUAUGUUCGGUAUAUAUCCCUAUGGCCCAUACCGUAUGAGGCUGCGUGAUGUACUUACUCGCGUUGUAUUCCUUUGUGCCCUAAUCGCGAUGUUUGUAUUCUUCUAUUUGGCGACUUUCUAUGAAAGCGUCUAUAAGAAUAUAGAUAGGAAUGCAACGAUACUUUUCUCUCGUGCCUGCCAUUGCGGCUAUUUCAAAUCAUCUGGUGAUGAGUUGUUAUUAAAUCAAAUAGGCAACCUAGCUGGCAAAUUCUAUUGUUUCGAUUCAGAAAGCGCCAGGGAUAAGUUCUGUGCUGUUUCUGGUUGAACCGGUUAACAUUGUAUCACGUACAUGCUGAACUUUUCAUCAUU
Babesia bovis T2Bo is the source of this 2556-nucleotide messenger RNA. Its product is annotated as Rhomboid family protein. The transcript is spliced from 4 exons. NCBI's taxonomy places the organism in Eukaryota, Apicomplexa, Aconoidasida, Piroplasmida, Babesiidae. Gene Ontology annotation, biological process: proteolysis. Gene Ontology annotation, molecular function: serine-type endopeptidase activity. Gene Ontology annotation, cellular component: membrane. The record is from RefSeq and is a predicted model, not a curated record. The coding region runs from base 161 to 2512 and encodes 783 amino acids.